GUCAGCUAGCUGCAAAGUCUGCAUAGUUGCUCAUGGUAGUUUGGGGGGCGGAACAGAUUUGGUGAAUGGAAGUUCAAGGAAAAGAUUGAAAUAGCAGCGACCUUGAAAGACCUUGAGGAAGAUGGGGGAGAAGAAAUCUAAGCGACGUUGGUUUAUUCUCCUUGGAGCACAUAUAUCUAUGUUGGUAUAUGGGGCAACCUACCGAUCAUUUGGUGUGUUCCUGGUAGAGUGGAGGAGGUAUUUUGAUUCCUCUGUAGCUGAGAUAAGUGCCAUUGCCAGUGUUCUUGCUGCUUCACACCUCCUGUCAGGUUUCUUUGCUGGCCCAUUCAUGAUGAGAUGGGGCUGUCACAACACUCUUCUCAUUGGUGCAGCCUUUUCUAUCACUGGUACUAUAUGUAGUGUCUUUGCUGAUUCACCUAUCAUCUUGUGCUUUACAUCAGGGUUUCUUCCAGGUUUUGGAGUGGGGCUCAUCAAGAAUGCAGGUCAGGUGGUAGUGGCCCACCACUUCAAAAAGGGUUAUUCUCGUGCCAAUGGCUUUGUCAGUGCUGGUGUGGCCUUAGGAAUCAUGACUGUCCCUCCUCUUAUGCAAUUAUGUAUUGAUCAAUACAGUUGGAGGGGUGCUCUUCUCAUCUCAGCUGGCAUACAGGCUCAGGUCAUUCCUGCUGCUUUGGUAGCUAGACCACGUCCCAGAAAGAAAUCUGGAGUUCCGGCAAAGACAAAGCUUGAAGUGGAAACUGAAGGUGACGCAGCAGAGUUGGAACCACUUAAUGAGAGUUUGAGGACCAAAGAUCAUUCUUUACAUGGAAACCAGAUUGAGGAUGGACAGUCUGCAGAAUGUAUUAAGAGUGAUUCAACUGCAGUUGAGUCAUUGGGUGAAAGGACUGUUGAAGAUUCAGAUUCUACAUCAAAACAGACAUACACUGCUUCUGGCGCGACUGAGUCACUGUCUGAUUCAAGCAAGUUUGAACCCAACUCAAAGCCUGAUCAAGUGGACAAUGGAGACAUCAACAACUCAGGGGAACGUUCAGCCGAGACAAACGUUCAGGAAAACAGAACUAGUAAAUGUUCAUGGGUCAGGCGGUUUUUCAGAUCGUCUGGAUGGCCCCUCUUUGGAGAGAGCAUUGGGUUUACACUCUUCCAGAUAUGUCAAGUGACUAUUGGUGUGUGCUAUACUGCCAUCAUGACACACUUUGUUGCCAGUGCAGUGUACUCUGGUAUUGAAGAACAGCUGGCAUCGUUUCUUCUUUCUGCUCUCGGCAUAGGGAGUCUGAUUGCCCGUCUCUGUAAUGGAUGGGUCAUUGAUCUAAAGCUUAUAUCUCCAGAGCACCUUUACUCCAUCGCUAUGGCUAUCCUUGGCAUUAGUACAAUCCUCAGCCGAGCAUCACAGGUCUAUGGCUGGUAUAUCUUCAUAGCAUUUUUGUUUGGAGCUUCAACUGGUCUACUGAAAGCUCUUGUUCCUGUGGUUCUUAAGAAGUUUGUAGGAGUUGAGAAUCUAGCACCUGGUAUGGGAAUAUUCACCAUCUUUACUGGAAUAGGGGACUUCAUUGGACCCAUCUUUGCAGGUGCUCUUUACGACGCUAAGGAAACAUAUGACCUACCUUUCUACGUAGCUGGUUCGCUUCUUACUGUGUCAUCCUGCAUUCUCUUACUUGAACAUCCUCUCAGACGAUGUAGGCAGAGGUAUCAAGGUUUGAAGUCGCACGAAUCACAAGAGGAGUCAGCAGUGUAAAUUUGGCUUCAUGAUUUUUUUUUCCGUUCUAAUAUCCAUGUCCGUGGCCUUUUUUUCAUAAAAUAAAUAAUUGCUACAAUUCUGGGACACAUACGUGACCAGCCACUUAACAAUUAACAAUGGAUGAUUUCAAGUCCGUUGUUGGCCUUGGUGUUGGUGUUGAAAUCUGGAUUGCUUCCCCUAGCUCCCAAAUCUAUUCAGAGUUUGUAAA
Messenger RNA from Lytechinus variegatus (green sea urchin), 1940 nucleotides. RefSeq names its product monocarboxylate transporter 12-like. The transcript is spliced from 6 exons. Gene Ontology annotation, biological process: monocarboxylic acid transport; transmembrane transport. Lineage: Eukaryota; Metazoa; Echinodermata; Echinoidea; Temnopleuroida; Toxopneustidae. The record is from RefSeq and is a predicted model, not a curated record. Gene Ontology annotation, molecular function: monocarboxylic acid transmembrane transporter activity. The coding region runs from base 122 to 1729 and encodes 535 amino acids.